AUGUCCCGCCAAUCCGAACAAGCCCAAGCCUUCGCCUACGCCGUCUACGCCGCCGUCCAGGAGAUCCCCCGCGGCAAGGUAACCUCCUACGGCCACAUCGCCGCCCUAAUCGGCACCCGUACGUAUCUUCACCUCUCAAGAACCGGCCCCCCCCCCGAUGCUCUGGCGCUGACGCUUCCCCCGUGCCUUCUCCCCAAAGCCGAACGCCCACGUCAGGUCGGCACCGCCCUGCGUCAGUUGCAUGCUCGAUCAGAGAGGAUUCAAGAGCUGGAGGCUGGUGUUGCCGCGCAAAGAGGGAGAUGGAGACUAAGAUGA
Molecule: messenger RNA, 315 nt
Organism: Verticillium dahliae VdLs.17
Lineage: Eukaryota; Fungi; Ascomycota; Sordariomycetes; Glomerellales; Plectosphaerellaceae
Exons: 1
Coding region: 1-315 (104 amino acids)
Biological process (GO): DNA repair
Molecular function (GO): catalytic activity
Source: RefSeq, a predicted model, not a curated record